AUGGAGAAGAGCAGCUACGCCAUGGCCAAGUUUGGGUUGGAAGCCAAAGAGGUGAUGCCCAAGAGGGACUGUGGCUUUUACAUCAAGUACAUCUUCCUCUUCACCUCCCUCAUCCAGUUCCUCAUCAUCCUGGGCUUGGUGCUCUUCAUGGUGUAUGGCAACGCACAGGCUGGCACCGACACACACCUGAGGACCAUGGAGGAGCAGGUCCAGAACAGCUACAGCAAAAUCAUCACCCUCAGUGCCAGGAACCUCAACCUCACUCGCACCCUCAACGCCACCCUCAAGGACAAGCAAGGCCUGCAGGUCCUCCUCCAGAAGGUCCAGAGAGACUUGGAUAAAUGCAACAGCACCCAGGGUACCAACCCCAUCCCCAAGCUGCAGGAGAUGAUGAGGAUCAUCUACUUCCAGAAGACAAAGCUGGAUGAGUGCCACAUGACCAUCAGCCUCAUCAAUGCCAGCUGCAACAUUGAAAAGGCUCUAGCGAGGAGCCAGCUGGACCAGACCAGCCUGACCAUGAAGGAGCUGGAGGAAAACACCCGCAAAGGUGGUGCCACGCUGAGCAAAGCCACCCAGGAGCUGGAGAAGUGCCAGCAGGACCUUCUCACCGCCAGGACCGACUACAAGUCUGCAGAAACCCAGAUGGAUCUGCUGAAGCAUGAGUGUGGCUCCCUGAGGUCUGAUGUGAGCUACACCUUCCAGCGCAUCAAGGACAUGCUCAGCUCCUACAGCUGCAAAGCUGCCCACGACCAGGUCACUUGGCUGGCACAGAGGACAGAAGGACUCUUCCUCUGGCAGCAGGAACGGGAGACCAAGUACGUGGGGAAGAGUGUGUGUGACAUGUACGUGCUCCAGUGCCGUGUCAACUGCUCUAGGGAGAAGCAGGAGCUGCUGAAGAGGCUGCAGGACCUUGAGAAGCAAGUCAAGGGCGGCCAAGAGGAGAAGAAGCAGCUGACGGCGGAGAAGGAGAGGCUCGGCAAGGAGCUGGAGGAGAAGGGCAAGGCGGCAGCACAGGCUGGGUACUUCAAGGAGCAGCUCAACAUCUGCUUGGGGUCCAAGAUGGAUGUCUUCUUCGACAUCACAGGCUCACGGGUGCCAGGCAGCGUGGGGCGGCCAGGACCCUUUGCCAGCACCAGCUCCUACACGGAUGCCCUGAGGAACCAGGGGAAAAUCAACGCAGAGGAGAUCCAGCGCUCGGUGCAGAAGAUCAUGGAGCAGUACACAUCCACCCUGAGGAACCCCAGCUCCAUCCUGCCACGGGACCCCUCGGACGCGCCAAGGCGCGGGGCCAGGGCGCCGCGGUGGGCGCAGGAGGCGGCGAUUAAUCACCGCCUGCCGCUCGCUGAUUUACAGCCUCGCUUCCCGCUGCUUCCUGGCCGGAGCAGCUCUUCCUGCCCGCCGGGCUCCCCGCACGCCAUCUCCCACCGCCAGCACCUCGCUGCUGGCACGUAG
Molecule: messenger RNA, 1452 nt
Organism: Indicator indicator
Lineage: Eukaryota; Metazoa; Chordata; Aves; Piciformes; Indicatoridae
Gene: PLVAP
Product: plasmalemma vesicle associated protein
Exons: 6
Coding region: 1-1452 (483 amino acids)
Biological process (GO): positive regulation of cellular extravasation; regulation of vascular permeability
Cellular component (GO): caveola
Source: RefSeq, a predicted model, not a curated record